Molecule: messenger RNA, 6065 nt
Organism: Pieris rapae (cabbage white)
Lineage: Eukaryota; Metazoa; Arthropoda; Insecta; Lepidoptera; Pieridae
Gene: Plc21C
Product: 1-phosphatidylinositol 4,5-bisphosphate phosphodiesterase classes I and II
Exons: 21
Coding region: 288-3644 (1118 amino acids)
Biological process (GO): phosphatidylinositol-mediated signaling; lipid metabolic process
Molecular function (GO): phosphatidylinositol-4,5-bisphosphate phospholipase C activity; calcium ion binding
Source: RefSeq, a predicted model, not a curated record
AGUUUUCGUUGGUACUAUACGGUUGUCGUGACUCGUCCGAGAGGCGAGAUGUGGGGAUUAUUCGUUGUUUCUUAGCGAUACGCGAACUCUAUGAAUAUUUGCUAAGUAUUCAAGGAUAAUUCGUUUUUAUCUAUUAAACGGUUAAGUUUGUAACGUGUACGUUUGUGUUCCGUGCCUUUAGUUUAUGUAUCAUUGAUAAGUAUCUCAGGUAGGUCGCAUUGGGAGGAAGAUGACUGUUUUUAUCUACGAGAGUGUUGUGAUUUCCGUAUGAGUAUUUGUUAUUCACAAUGACUACCUAUACUAGAUCAGCUGGUGUCACUUUAAAGCCAAUUGAAGUACCUAAACCUCUCCAGGAUGGAGAAAAAUUCAUCAAAUGGGAUGAGGAUUCAGGCACAGGCUUACCUGUCACCGUACGAGUAGAUCCGAAUGGCUUCUUUCUCUAUUGGACAGAUCAGAAUAUGGAAGUUGAAAUGCUGGACAUUGCAACAAUUCGUGAUGUCCGAACUGGUGGUUAUGCUAAGCUGCCUAAGGAUCCAAAGAUAAGAAACGUGGUACUGAUUGGCUCUCAAGGCUCACUUGAAGAAAAAACCGUGACAGUCUGUCACGGCGCUGAUUUCGUGAAUAUUACAUUCGUGAACUUCUGUUGCACUAGGAAGGAAAUAGCACAGUUGUGGACAGAAGAGCUGUUCAACUUAGCGUACAAUCUGAACCAGUUCAACAAUCCAACUAUCAAGUUCUUGGAGAAACUCCACACGAAGAUCGUCUUGAAGGCAGAUAAGUCCGGGAAGAUAUUAGUUAAGAACAUAGUGAAGCUGUUCGCACAAAAUAAAGAAGACAAAAAGAGAGUGGAGAAAGCGUUAAGCGAGUCCGGCCUACCCACGGGAAAGACUGACACCAUCUGCCAGUCUAAGUUCCAAUUUGAAGACUUCUUUGGUUUCUAUAAAAGUCUCACCCAGCGCACCGAAGUACUGAAUAUAUUUAACAAACUUACGGACGGAAAACCUCACCUAUCAGCCACGCAGCUCGUUGACUUCCUCAACGAGGUUCAACGUGACCCUCGUCUGAAUGAGAUUCUCCACCCUUACGCAGAUAUGCAGAGAGCAAACGACCUCAUCAGGACAUAUGAACAUAAUAAAUACCACCAGCAGCGCUCCCAGCUUACGUUUGACGGGUUUUUGAGAUUUCUAAUGUCAGAGGAUAAUCCUAUAGUUGCGCCUAACAAAUUGGACCUCUGUGACGAUAUGGAUCAGCCCUUAGCGCAUUACUUCAUAAACAGCUCACACAAUACCUACUUGACUGGUCACCAGCUCACGGGAAAGUCCAGUGUGGAGAUUUAUCGACAAUGCCUUUUGGCUGGAUGCAGGUGUGUAGAGCUAGACUUCUGGAAUGGUCGAUUAGACGAGCCCGUCAUCUACCACGGCUACACAAUAGUGCCACAGAUCAACGCUCGUGAUGUGCUGGAAGCGAUCGCCGAAAGUGCCUUCAAGACCUCCGAUUAUCCAGUGAUACUGAGCUUCGAGAACCACUGCAGCCCGCGACAGCAGACAAAGAUAGCAAACUAUUGCAAAGAUAUAUUUGGGGAUAUGCUGCUGGAUAAGCCAUUGGACUCACAUCAACUUGAGCCCGGGGGAGAGCUCCCACCCCCGGCGUUGCUUAAGAAUAAAAUAAUAAUAAAGAACAAGAAAAAACAUCAUCAUCACCACAAAAAGGAAGAGAUGGUUGUGGUUGUUGAAGAAAGCGAACAGCAAGUGCCCCAGGGGAAUGGAGAAGUGGCGCAUGGAUCGCUAGUUCGACAAGGCUCAAAGGAUUCCAGUGAGACCUCGGAGUCCGAAAGUUCUAGUGAGGAGGAAGCGGGUGGUACAGGAGAAGUGGAGGGGAGUUCAGAGGAUUCGAGAAGAGAGAGUCAUGCUGUCGCAGAAAUUUCUGCGCUUGUCAACUAUGUACAGCCUGUGCAUUUUAGCUCCUUUGAGAAUGCUGAAAAGAAAAAUCGUUACUACGAAAUGUCUUCGUUCGAUGAGAAGCAAGCGACGACGCUACUAAAGGAGAGACCGGUCGAAUUCGUUAAUUAUAAUAAACACCAGUUAUCCAGAGUAUAUCCAGCGGGAACUAGAAUUGUUUCUUCGAAUUUUAUGCCGCAGGUGUUCUGGAACGCAGGAUGUCAAUUAGUGGCGUUGAACUACCAAACAUUAGACCUGGCGAUGCAGCUCAACCUCGGAAUCUUUGAAUACAAUAAGCGUUGUGGUUACUUGUUAAAACCCGAAUUCAUGCGACGAAAGGAUAGACGUCUUGAUCCGUUCGCAGAAAGUACGGUAGACGGGAUUAUAGCUGGUUCAUUAUCUGUGAGCGUUGUGUCAGGCCAGUUACUGACCGAUAAGCGUUGUGGGACGUACAUAGAAGUGGAUAUGUUUGGAUUACCCGCGGACACGGUCCGUAAGAAGUUCCGUACACGAGUUGUUCCUAAUAAUGGCAUUAAUCCAGUGUAUGGCGAUGAACCGUUCGUCUUCAAGAAGGUGGUGUUGCCAGAACUAGCGAUGCUGCGUAUUUCAGCCCACGAGGAAAGUGGGCGGUUGCUCGGCCACCGAGUGCUGCCGGUUCCCGAAUUAUGUCCCGGAUAUAGGCACGUUGGCCUUCGAACGGAGCUAGGACAGCCCACGGGAGCCGCAUUACUUCUGCACGUACAAGUCAAGGACUACGUACCAGAUCGGUUGUCGGAGUUGGCUGAGGCGUUGGCGAACCCCAUCAAGUACCAAAGUGACAUGGAGAAGAGGGCUCAUCAGCUGUCAGUACUGACAGAAGACACAGAUUCGGAGGAAGCGCCGCUUGAUGCUGUUAAGAGACCUGUGUCCGGUGUAUCUGUACCUAGACCAGAGAGCGGGAACGACGUCAGUCCAAAGAAACCAGUUGAAUCAAAGGCAAAUGAUUCCGAUACGCAAACAAAUGAAAACGAGAAAUCAACAGAAAAGGACGAACCACAAAACAAAUGGAAUGGCAGCAGUACAGAGGCGAAUAUUGAAGAUACACUAAAAAACUUGCUUGAGAGCAAAGCGGUUCGUGAGAAGAGAGCCGAACUUGGACGCAAAUUGGAUGCAUUAAGAAAGAAGCAGACUAAAGGAAAACCCGGUGCCACCAAAUUCUUUACUAAGAGGAUAUCCAUUAAGAAUAUGAGCGAACAGAGUUUAACAACUGAAGAAGGUAGUACAAUGGAGGGAUUGGGCGGCGGCGCGUGCGCAGGUGGCGUUGAAAUAGAACGGAGUAUGAGAUUGCAGUACCACAAUACGAUAUUUGCUACACUUGAGAAGAUGCUGAGAAACGAACAUGUUCAACAGAUGAAGGAUCUUACUGAGAGACUUGAAUCAAAGAAGAAAGAGGUAUUAAAUCGCCUGGCGACCUCUCGGAAGGAGGACGUGAAGGCCCUCGCCAAAGCCAAUCGGGACAAAGACGAAAUACUCAGACGGAAAAGAGAAAUACAUUCAGAGUCCGUUAAGCGGGGUGUAGCAGAAUGUUCCAAGCUGGAGAGUGAACAUGCCAGACUUCGUGAACAGCUGGUGCAUCAUCACGACAAACUGCGUACUGCUCUGCAGAGACACCGAGAACAGGAGUUACUGGAGUUGGAACGACUCUGCGGCAGCGCGCCUGAAGGCUAAGUCGGAGUUCUGACAAUUCUUUUGACGUUUUGGCGUCCUGGCUUUUGACUAUAGCGCCCCGGAUUUACGCCUAGACGUACGGGGCCCCAGCGCUUGUGAGGCCCUCAAGACUUAUGUAGCGUUCUCUGAGUGAUCUGAUUAUUCUCCAAGUAUUGGAAUCUUAGCUUUGCCAGUGGGGCUCUAUUAGAAGUCGGUUCUGGUAGUUGGGUCCCAGUUGGGCCCUAAGGCCCCAUUGUCUUGGCGUGCGAGUGUUGUUUCGUUUAGUAAUCUGUGAUAUUAAAUCCUAAGUAGGGAUGCGUCGUUCGUAUCGAGUUUAACACGCUUUAUAUUUUUUGUCCUGUUUCACAAUGAAACGUGGUAGAUGACUAAUAUCGCACAAUCUAUUGUCAAUCUAACACCAAGAUCUUAGUUUUUAAGUCAUUUAUGUGUUGUGGCUUAACUCAAUAUUCGAUUCGAUCUCUGUUGUUAUUAAAAUGUUAAAUUUGGUAUUGAUAUUUUUGAAAAAUUUUAUUUCAAUUUCUGGAACGGAAGCAUUUUAAAUAAUGGGAAAUAUUUAGCUUACUUACAUAAGUAUGAUGUGUAUGAUUAUGCGAACCCUAUUUUUUAACAUAAAAAAGGUUAUCACAUGGUUAUUUUUAUCAUAUACAUAAGUUCGAUCGCACAAUUUACAGAUUUCUUUACUGUUGAUUUAAGAAAAAAAAACAAAUUUUUUGGUUCUUUUAAAAUGUUGUUUUUAUAUUAAAAUUCAAAAAUCAAGAAUAACCAUAGUUUCUUAUAAGAUUUAAAACCUAUGUCUUCUAUAGAAUGUAGUUUUUUUAAAUAUGGAAUCGCGCGUCAUAACAAUAACAUUCCAAUAUUUGUUCUUAAUCUGGCAUUAAGAAGUAUUAGGUCUCCUUUUUCUUGAAUUUCACUGCCUUGGAUCGAAAUAUUUACAGUAUCAUACAUGCAUAAUAAACGACUAUUUUCCUUCUAUAAAGAUAAUUUACUUUAUAUUUUCAGAAAUCUUGGUAUUAUGAAUUUUAAAAAAGGUAUUUGUAAUUAAUGAGUGUGAAGUGCCAUUCUAUCGCCUUUCUUACUUAUGAACUGACUAACUGUAAAACUUAUUUUCAAUAAUGUAUUUUCUGAGACUUCUUUAGAUACCUUUACUAUAGAAUUCACGAUUGAAACAGGGAUUCUAAUCCUAAAAAUCUUAUCUUAGAUUGUAUUAAUAUAUAAUAAACAAUAUGUAAUGAAAACCUUGUGAACAUAUUUUCAAAUAAUACUCAAUUCGUAACUAACCAUUAAGCACUGUAAUAAAAAUAUACAAUUAGGAAUGAGAUAAAACAUAGCCAAUAAAUUACAGAACAUAUUGAGAUGGUCAUUGACCUAAAGGUCAAAUACAAAAGGUGAAUGACCGUAAGUUUGAAUUGCGGCGUAGAGAUUUUCACAUCUGAAGCAUGAUUCGGGUUUCUAGUGUUUUUGUUACAUAUUGUAAUCAUUUGGUCCCCUUCGCGUACUACUGUUGAGAUAUUACUCGUGACUUAUACCUAUUUUUAAAACGCCAUUUUCGUAGAGGUGUAAUGUAAUGUUAUAAAUUUAGUAUUAAAAGUUAAAAGUAGUUUGUGAAUUGCAUCCUGUUCUUGCCUUAAACGAUACUGGUAAGCGUAAAGUUAACAUGUUGUCUCUUUUUAGCUAAUGUCUUGGAAAAGAAAAUUGAUUUUAUUACUAACCUUUUGUGUCGAGGUGGGAAUCCUAUUUAUACCUUAGGGUUUUGGCAUUUGCGCUUCUAGAAAACUACAAAGGCCUAUUCAAUAAAAAGUAGAAUUCUUCUGUUAUUAGCAACAAGUAGUAUUAUUAUUGAAUUUCGAUUUUACGGGGUUCCGGGUAGUUUUGCAGGAUUGUUGACAUUUAAAUUCUAAUUUCCAGUGUUUAAAAUACACUUACUUUUCAUUAACGUAUACGUACGUAACACAUACAUGCAUAUAACGUAUGAAGAUUUUUCCAUGCUUUCAUUAUAUUGCCUUGUAAGUGUAGUUGUAGAUAGCAAAUGUUUUGCUUGUUGCUCUGCUUUGGCAAUCACCUUCUUAUGAACUAUGUUAAGUAAUUUAAGGGUUGUGAAUAAUAGUUAUCGUGUAAUGUUUUCUGAAAGAAUUCCUUAAAUAUAAGUGGAAUAAGCCGUCUAGCUACGUACUCUAACAUUUAAAACAGUUUUAGAGUUACUAUAAACUUUUAUUUUUUACGAGGUCUUAACAUUAUUUUCUGUCUUUCUGAACACCGAUUUUAUUUGGUGAUUAAAAUAAUUUUUUUUUUGGUAAAACGUUACUAGCAUAAAUUAUAUGUGGGCUUAAUUGCGGUAAUGUUUUACAUGCUUUUUUUAAAUGUUAUUAUAAAUUUAUUUUUUAAUGUAAACCGUAACUUAAUAUAUAUAUUUAUGUCUAAAAC